This is a messenger RNA of Durusdinium trenchii, 1410 nucleotides long. The record is from the annotation of a GenBank genome assembly. NCBI's taxonomy places the organism in Eukaryota, Dinophyceae, Suessiales, Symbiodiniaceae.
AUGCGCUCCUUCCCUCACGGACGCGCACUGGCUUUGGCCCUGACCCUCUAUCCCACUGAUGCAGCGGUGGAAGAUUUCUAUUGCGGCCGGGAACCGGGCUUUGCUGAAGUCAACACCUAUCUCAAUGGGGUCUUCUUGGAUCCUUCAACAGGAUCUUCCGGGUCUUCUUUGGGUGGGAGGCUUCUGGAGAACAUCGAGCGGGUGGAUGCCUACCUGCAAGCUUUCGGCUUCCGAGUGGGUGCAGGCGUGGUGGGUUGGGCCAACUUGUUCGAGCCAUUUCAAGGAUGUCCUUUGCCUUUCAUCAGCCUCGAGAUGGCCUAUGCCAUGAGAAUCUGGAAUGGAACGGAUGGCUUCCCUUACGGCCUCCGUGCUCUUUCAAGACCACCAAGCACUUCCCACUGGGCCAAAGCACUGGCCUUGACUGUCUCCUGGCACACCUGGGCGAAUGCCGCCACACGUUCCGCACCGGUCGAGCUCGCGGAGCUCACGGGGCGCUUGUGCUCCCAGCUGUCGAAGCUGCUCGGGCUGGAGGAGAUGGCACAGAUUGCGUUGCUGGCGCUGAAGUGGAGACAGGCUAGUCUUGCACAGCUCCUGGGUUGCGAGCACGGUUCAAGCUCUCCUGGCUGGUCUUGGCUGGAGACGAAGGAGCAGAGUUUUGAGGCCUUUUGGGCCGAACUGGGCGAUGCUUUGAGGAGAUCGCCCACUCUUCAGAUGCCUUGGAGUUCGGGCAUCGAUCCCUACAUGCUGAAGCUGGUGAUGCAUGAGCUGCAGAUUUCCGCGCGUCACCGGACUCAGGAGGCAGAGUUGUACUUGGAAUUUGGUGUUUACCAGGGUGAAAGUCUCAACUUCAUCGCUCGCCACCUGCGAGCUUUGCCUUAUUCUGCGGCGAGGAGUCCUCGGGUGGUCCAUGGCUUCGACUCCUUCCGCGGGUUGCCAACAGCUUGGCGUGAUGGCUCUGAGAUCCCUGGGGCCCUGAGCUUUGGUAGGAAUAGCUUUGCUUUGGACCAGCUGCCUGAGGUGGAGGACAACGUCAGGUUGGUGCCUGGCUGGUUCAAUGAGACGAUCCCAGCCUUCCGCGCUGGCUUGGAGGCUGCUGGUGGGGCAACUAUCCGCUUACUGCACAUCGAUUGUGACCUCUACGAAUCUGCCGUGGAGGUCUUAUUUGGCUUGGCCCCCUUCCUGCGAGCAGGAAGCAUCCUGGUCUUCGACGAGCUGGUGAACUUCCCUUACUUCGAACAGCAAGAAUUGCGAGCUUUCUACGAAUUUCUGCAGACACAUCCUUGGAAGCUUCGCGUGUUGCACGCACCAUGGUUCUUUCUCACCUCGACGGACCGCUUUGCCGAGCUUUUCCGGAAGGACGGCCUGUCUGAGGUUCAUAUGCUGCAGGCUGCGGCCUUCGAGCUCCUUUGA